AGACGGCCAAUGGCGGCGGUGCUCGGGGCGCUCGGGGCGACGCGGCGCUUGUUGGCGGCGCUGCGAGGCCAGAGCCUAGGGCUAGCGGCCAUGUCAUCAGGUACUCACAGGUUGACUGCAGAGGAGAGGAACCAAGCUAUACUUGACCUUAAAGCAGCAGGAUGGUCGGAAUUAAGUGAGAGAGAUGCCAUCUACAAAGAAUUCUCCUUCCACAAUUUUAAUCAGGCAUUUGGCUUUAUGUCCCGAGUUGCCCUACAAGCAGAGAAGAUGAAUCAUCACCCAGAAUGGUUCAAUGUAUACAACAAGGUCCAGAUAACUCUCACCUCACAUGACUGUGGUGAACUGACCAAAAAAGAUGUGAAGCUGGCCAAGUUUAUUGAAAAAGCAGCUGCUUCUGUGUGAUUUCUUCCAAAAUACAUGUAAAAUCUUGUACACAUCUUAGCUGCAAUGUAUGUUGAAGGAAAUUUAUGUGAACAAAUAGAGUUGUUCUUUUUCUCUUUUUUUUAAGACAGAGUGUUGCUCUGUCGCCCAGGCCAGAGUGCAGUGGUAUGAUCUCGGCUCACUGUAACCUCCGCCUCCCAGGUUCAGGUGAUUCUCCUGCCUCAGCCUCCUGAGUAGCUGGGAUUACAAGCACGUGUCACCACGCCUGGCUAAUUUUUGUAUUUUUAGUAUAGACAGGGUUUUACCACGUUGGUCAGGCUGGUCUCGAACUCCUGACCUCGUGAUCCGCCUGCCUCAGCCUCCCAAAGUGCUGGGAUUACAGGCAUGAGCCACCAUGCCUGGCUGUUGAAUUGUUCUUAAGGCAUCAUAUCUAGAAGCAAAGAAAAAAGAAAAAUAACAAUUUAAGUUGUGUAAAUUGUUUGCCUUUAUAUAUUACAUUUGGUAAAAUCAGUGCUUAAAUACGCAAUGAUUUAAACUGGAACCUGAGGUAUUUUUCAUGCUAUCUAAUCAUAUACCUAAGAUAAACCAACCCAGUUACUUAUAUUAAUAAUAUUCAGAAAGAGAAGUGGCUUUUUUUUUUUUUUGAGACGGAGUCUUGCUCUGUCACCAGGCUGGAGUGCAGUGGCGGGAUCUCGGCUCACUGCAACCUCUGCCUCCCAGGUUCAAAUGAUUCUCCUGCCACAGCCUCCCGAGUAGCUGGGACUAUAGGCACGUGCCACUGCGCCUAGCUAAUUUUUGUAUUUUUAGUAGAGAUGGGGUUUCAUUAUGUUGGCCAGGAUGGUCUCGAUCUACUGACCUCGUGAUCCACCUGCCUCCACCUCCGAAAGUGUUGGGAUCACAGGCAUGAGCCACCGCGCUUGGCCAGAAGUGGCAUUCUUAAAUUCAAGAAAUUGGGAUGGGGAGUAUUCACACAUUUUAUAACCCAGAAAUUCAAGCAAUUCUGGUGACUACAAAUGCAUUGUUUUGGAGAAUAGUUGUAAGGUGGAAAAAGAAUUAGGAACUCGACAGAUAGUGAGUUUUAACUUUAAAUAACAAUUCUUCUUUUGUUUUGUUUUGUUUGAGACGGGGUCUCGCUCUGCUGCCCAGGCUGGAGUGCAGUGGCAGGAUCACGGUUUAUUGCAGCCUUAACCUCCUGGGCUCAAGCAGUUCUCCCUCCUCAGCCUCCAGAGUAGCUGGGACUAUAGGCAAGUGCCACCACGCCUGACUAAUUUUUAAAUUUUUUGUAGAGAUGGGGUCUCCCAUCUUGCCCAGGCUGGCCUUGAACUCUUGGGCUCAAGCAAGCCUCCCACCUCUGCCUCCCAAAGUCCAAGGAUUACAGGUGUGAGCCAUUGCCCCCAGCCAGUAUAACAGUUUGUGUGUGUGUGUGUGUGUGUGUGUGUGUGUGUGUUUGACACGGGGUCUCAUUCUGUUGCCCAGGCAGUAGUGUAGUGGUGCGACCAUGGCUCACUGUAGUCUUGACUUCUCAGGCUCAAGUGAUCCUCUCACCUCAGCCUCCUGAGUAGCAGCGGUUACAGGCAUGCAUCACCACACCUGGCUUAUUUUUAAAACUUUUUUGUGGAGACAGGGUCUUACUAUGUUGCCAUGGCUGGUCUAGAACUUCUGGGCUCGAGUAAUCCUCCUGCCUUGGCCUCUCAAAAUGUUGGGAUUACAGGUGUGAGCCACUGUGUCAUAACAAUUAUUUUAAAAUUUUUAUUUAUUUAUUUUUAAUAAUUAUACAAGAUGGAGUCUCACUAUGUUGCCCAGGCUGGUCUUGAAUGCCUGGGCUCAAAUGAUCUUCCUGCCUUGACCCCCCAAAGUGCUGGGAUUACAGGCGUGAGCCACUGCGCCUGGCCUAUAACAAUUCUUAUGAAGCUAAAGUUGAUUUGGAUUUUAGCUGCCGUUACUACUUAUAUAAUUAAUUAGAUUAAACAAGUCACAAAAAUUG
Molecule: messenger RNA, 2365 nt
Organism: Homo sapiens (human)
Lineage: Eukaryota; Metazoa; Chordata; Mammalia; Primates; Hominidae
Gene: PCBD2
Product: pterin-4 alpha-carbinolamine dehydratase 2
Exons: 4
Coding region: 10-402 (130 amino acids)
Biological process (GO): tetrahydrobiopterin biosynthetic process
Cellular component (GO): cytoplasm; nucleus
Molecular function (GO): 4-alpha-hydroxytetrahydrobiopterin dehydratase activity
Source: RefSeq, marked validated